Fusarium vanettenii 77-13-4 is the source of this 1094-nucleotide messenger RNA. RefSeq lists its product as uncharacterized. Lineage: Eukaryota; Fungi; Ascomycota; Sordariomycetes; Hypocreales; Nectriaceae. The record is from RefSeq and is a predicted model, not a curated record. The coding region runs from base 1 to 855 and encodes 284 amino acids. Gene Ontology annotation, molecular function: S-adenosylmethionine-dependent methyltransferase activity. The transcript has 4 exons.
AUGGCUUCUCAAGUUGUUAAUGAUGUUGCUACCAAGGGCUUCAACGAUGCGCAGUCUUAUGACACGCACCGACCCUCUUACCCUCCAGAGUCUGUCAGUAGUCUCCUUGGGCACCUGGGGCUCGAGGGUAAACCUGGUAGCAGGGUCCUUGACCUCGCGGCCGGUACCGGCAAGUUCACCGAGCUGCUGGCUGCGAGACCCGAGGGGUACGAGAUUGUGGCCGUAGAGCCUCUCGACUCUAUGCGGUACAACCUAGCGGCGAAGAAACUCCCCAAUGUGGACGUCCGAGGCGGGACGGCGGCUGAGAUGAAGGAUGUGGAGGAUGCGUGGGCGGACGGGUGUAUCGUGGCUCAGGCAUUUCACUGGUUCGCCAAGGAAGAAGCUCUCCAAGAGAUUCACCGGGUCCUCAAGCCCGGCACCAAGCUUGGUCUGAUCUGGAAUGCCGAAGACUACAACCGCCCGGAGAGCUGGCCCCCAUCCACUCAAUGGGAGCACGAGCUGAGCGAGCUCAACUUCAACGAAAAGGCUGACAAGGAGCCUCGCUUCCGGCACUUGCUCUGGAAGAAGGUGUUUGAGCGUCAGGCUCAAGCAGAGUCGCCGUUCUUCACAACGCCUAUCGAGACUCAAAAGAUCAAGUGGUCGGUGUGGCUGACUCCGGAGGCUCUCUGGGACCGGGUGAACACGCUUAGCUGGAAUGCGAUCCGUGAGGGAGAAGAGAGGCGAGUUUUUAGAGAAAAGUUUGACAAGAUCGUCAAGGAAGGCGAUGGGACUUUUAAUGACAAGGGCGAGAUUGAGGUCCAUGGGUGCACGUUCUUUGCAUGGACCACACGUCUGGAGGGAGCUGUGCGUUCUUGAAUGGGAAUAGGCACAUGUCUUUUGGAUGAGGAUCAAUCAGGUUUUCAUUAUGAAUUAAGCGUUCAUGAGUCUGCCGAAAUGUACAUAACUAUAGGUGUGGUCAGCUCGAUGGCCUCAAUGAAGGCUAGAGAAUGAAUACUCACCGUUGUUUCCUCUCACAAAGGCGUCACCGUACUCUCUGCGCUUCUGUCCGUUGACAAACUCGGUAGUCUUUUCCAAAGCAAUGUUCAUGUAUCCAU